AAGAGCGUGUGUGGGGAACAUGAAUAUGAGAUGUAUCGGAAAGUUUCAAAUUCCCUUUAAAAUCACAAAAAUUAACAUUCAUCUGCAGACGAAACACUUUCACGUAUAAUUACACCUUUGCACUGUGUUGUGUAACGUAAUUUUAAAAAUUAUGUAAUUGCUGUUUCCGAAUUUAAACGUACGUAAUGAGUUUCCGCCCGAAAUUUCUGAAACCAGCUGAUGCUAUUUCUGAGGUAUUUGAAGAAAGAAAAGACAUAAAUGAACUUGAACAACCAGUUGUGUAUAAUCCGGAUUCUCUUCUGUCAUUUGAACAACAAAGACAGAAACUUCCAAUUUUUAAGUAUAGAAAUCAUAUUCUAUACCUCUUGGAAAAGUAUCAGACUGUCAUUGUGCUAGGUGAAACAGGUUCCGGAAAGAGCACUCAAAUUCCUCAAUAUCUCUUAGAAGCUGGCUGGGCUGAAAAUAAUUCAGUUAUUGGAAUUACUCAACCUAGACGUGUUGCUGCUACUAUGUUAGCAUCCAGAGUUGCAGAUGAGAAGGGAGCUCUUCUUGGUCAUUUAGUCGGAUACAGCAUACGAUUUGAAGAUUGUUUUGAUCCCAAGCAAACAAAAAUUAAGGUUCAUAUCAAGUAGAAUGUGAAAUAUAUUUUUAAAAAUACUUUCUUAUGGUCUCUGUUUUGGAUAUUUCUAAUUUAAUAAUUGCAAUGAAGGCGGGCUUGUAAAAGGCUUUUUAUUUUUGUAGCAAAAGGAAAUAAAUAGUAAUAAAUCCCACUAAA
Stegodyphus dumicola is the source of this 775-nucleotide messenger RNA. RefSeq names its product putative ATP-dependent RNA helicase DHX35. Lineage: Eukaryota; Metazoa; Arthropoda; Arachnida; Araneae; Eresidae. Gene Ontology annotation, molecular function: RNA binding; ATP binding; helicase activity. The record is from RefSeq and is a predicted model, not a curated record. Gene Ontology annotation, cellular component: intracellular anatomical structure; catalytic step 2 spliceosome.